Oncorhynchus kisutch (coho salmon) is the source of this 5391-nucleotide messenger RNA. RefSeq names its product WT1 transcription factor a (gene wt1a). Lineage: Eukaryota; Metazoa; Chordata; Actinopteri; Salmoniformes; Salmonidae. The record is from RefSeq and is a predicted model, not a curated record. Gene Ontology annotation, molecular function: DNA-binding transcription factor activity, RNA polymerase II-specific; RNA polymerase II cis-regulatory region sequence-specific DNA binding. The transcript has 9 exons. The coding region runs from base 399 to 1997 and encodes 532 amino acids. Gene Ontology annotation, cellular component: chromatin; PcG protein complex; transcription regulator complex. Gene Ontology annotation, biological process: regulation of transcription by RNA polymerase II.
GUGGGCUCUAAAGAAAACAGACGCAUGAGUAAAGGAAUAGAGGGCUACCCCCCUCCUCCUCUCUUCCUCUCCCACUCUUUCUCCUCCAUUGACAGAGCUGAGAGAACGCUCCCCAGGUUAGACAUCCAGACAGACCUCUCUCCACUACAUGGACUAUCUACCACAGCACACAAAACAGACACGUUCUAUUGUUUCGACUUUCGUUUGGGGGGAAUUGUGUGUGUUUUCCUUAAAAAAAGCUGUCUUUCAAUGCAACAAUGAAGCUUUGUUGGACUUAAGUUUCCACAGAACCAGGAGCCGGUACAUCAGAACGCCGAAGAAGACUUAGGUCCGUUUUCAGAGCGAUCCUGUCGGGUUUUUGGACAGACUGGUUUCCAGGUGCGGUUGCUCCAACAGAGAUGGGCUCAGACGUACGUGACCUCAACGCCCUGCUGCCCCCGGUGCCAGCCCUGCCAGGGGGGAAUGGGAACUGUACCCUGCCCGUCAGCAGUGCCCCUCAGUGGGGCCCUGUACUGGACUUCCACACUGGUGCCCCCUACAGCUCGCUGGCCCCCCACUCCUUCAUCAAGCAGGAGCCCAGCUGGAGCUCUGGGGAUCCCCAGGAGGACCCUCACUGUGGCCUGAGUGCCUUCACCCUGCACUUCUCUGGCCAGUUCACUGGCACAGGGGCCUGCAGGUACGGGGCCUUCGGGGCCCCCCCUCCACCCAGUCAGCCCCCACCAAGCCAGCCAAGGAUGUUCAGCAACGCACCCUACCUGACCAAUUGUAUGGACACCCAGCCCUCUUCCAGGAACCAGGGUUACAGUGCUUUCGAUGGUGCCACUAAUUAUGGUCACACUCCCACACAUCACUCCUCCCAGUUCCUCAGCCACUCCUUUAAAGAUGAAAACUCCCUAGCUCAGCAGACCAGUAUGGGUGAGCAGCCGUAUUCUGUCCCUCCACCCGUGUAUGGAUGCCACACCCCAUCAGACAGCUGUACAGGCAGCCAAGCCCUACUGCUGAGGAACCCUUACAACAGCAGUGAUAAUUUAUACCAAAUGGCAUCUCAGCUGGAAUGCAUGGCAUGGAACCCUGUUAGCACGCUGGCUUCCACCAUUAAGAGCCAUGCUACGGGCUAUGAAAGUGACCCCAACCCUCCCAUGGUGUAUAGCUGCAGCACCCAGUACCGCAUCCACACCCACGGCAUCUUCAGAGGCAUGCAGGUCAGUUCUCUCCUCUCACACCCACGGCAUCUUCAGAGGCAUGCAGGUCAGUUCUCUCCUCUCACACCCACGGCAUCUUCAGAGGCAUGCAGGUCAGUUCUCUCCUCUCACACCCACGGCAUCUUCAGAGGCAUGCAGGUCAGUUCUCUCCUCUCACACCCACGGCAUCUUCAGAGGCAUGCAGGUCAGUUCUCUUCUCUCACACCCACGGCAUCUUCAGAGGCAUGCAGGUCAGUUCUCUUCUCUCACACCCACGGCAUCUUCAGAGGCAUGCAGGUCAGUUCUCUCCUCUCACACCCACGGCAUCUUCAGAGGCAUGCAGGUCAGUUCUCUCCUCUCACACCCACUGCAUCUUCAGAGGCAUGCAGGAUGUCCGACGGGUGCCAGGUAUCGCUCCAGCCAUUGUUCGCUCAGAGACCAAUGAGAAGAGGCCAUUCAUGUGUGCAUAUCCUGGCUGCAACAAACGAUACUUCAAGCUGUCCCACCUGCAAAUGCACGGCAGGAAACACACAGGUGAGAAGCCCUACCAGUGUGACUUUACCGACUGUGGACGAAGGUUCUCCAGGUCAGACCAGCUCAAGAGACACCAGCGAAGACACACAGGGGUUAAACCGUUCCAGUGCGAGACGUGUCAGAGAAAGUUCUCGCGGUCUGACCACCUUAAGACCCACACCCGGACUCAUACAGGUAAAACAAGCGAGAAGCCCUUCAACUGCAGAUGGCCCAACUGUCAGAAGAAGUUUGCCAGGUCUGAUGAGCUGGUUCGUCACCACAACAUGCAUCAGAGGAACCUGACCAAGCUGCAACUUGCCAUCUGAGCCAGAUCUGAACCAGACCACUCUGCACUGCAUACACACUGGCCUCGCUGCUCUCUAACACUCUGCCUACAUGAGACUCUGAAUCUCCAUCUCGUUCAACGAUGCCUGUAGCACAAAGGGGACACGCAGCAGAGCAGGUCUAUCCACUAGAUAGCACAGCCACAAAGUAAAACAUGACUGCGUUGUAAAGAUUCACAAAAACAACAAUGAGCUUUUUAGUCUUAAUUUAAGGUAAGGGUUAGGUAUAAGGUUUUAAAGAAGAGAAAUUGUAGAUAUUUAAAGAAGAGAAAUUGUAGGAAUAGGCGGGGUUUAUUACUUUGUGGCUGUGGUAACAGAGCAGGGGGCUGACAGUCUUGUUCAUCUGCAUGUAGCUGUAGAGCCUCACCUACGCACAGUCCUCCAAACAGCCCCAUCUAAGGACGGUCCUCUGUCCAGAUGCUCUGAUCCAGAGGGUUAUUUUUAGUAAGACAUUUAAAGAGGAAAAAAAAUAGUUUCUGUCUCUUGUUGGUGUUGUAUACAGUAGACGUGAAUGACUUUAUGCUUUUUUUUAUUAUUGACUUUGAGCAGUUUCAGAUUAAUUUAUUAUUUUAUCAUACUUUUGUGAAUUAAAAUAUCUUUCACUGGAAUGAUUUCUGGAACGGGGGACAUUUUUUACUUUGGUCCAACAGCAUGUUCAUCAUCGCUUUCGUUCAGUCCACAAAUUUGAUCUGCACCAGGUAGUUGAAUCAUAAAGCUACAGUAAGUCCGCUUCGGUCUGGGAUGUUGUCUGUAAAUAUUGUUUCACUUUGACUGUGGAUUUUGGGGAUGUGAGUUAAAAAAUAUACAUGUAUUGUCACACUGGCUAUGUGGCCAAGAAGUUGUGGUAUUAAAUUAUGUAAAUAAUAGUACUGGACAAUGGAUUGUAUUUGAAAAAAAUAUCCUUGCCAUGGAAACAUGUGACUUAAGUAUUAUACUUUAGACUAGACCUACUUAGAUAGAUCCAGGAAAUGCUUUUUUACAGUUUUUCUCAACUGCUAAAACACUAAAACCCAUUGGCUGAACAAAGUUCUCAGUUGCCUGGACUCAUUUAGCUAAUUAUGCAGUCUGUUGUCAAUACCUUAAACCAUUUCACAUGGUAAAACACAAUUUGCAGAUCUCACUUAGACUUUUCAGCAAAACUCUAAACACAUUCUCAUUCUCAAAACACAUUCUGCACUCUAAUGCACAUGUCCUCCAUACUGGUAGACACAUUCUGCACUCUAAUGCACAUGUCAUCCAUACCGGUAGACACAUUCUGCACUCUAAUGCACAUGUCAUCCAUACCGGUAGACACAUUCUGCACUCUAAUGCACAUGUCAUCCAUACCGGUAAACACAAGUGGCAACAAUCAAAUACAUUUAGAGAAGACAUGUCAUUGAUUGAACACAACCACUCAAAAUUGAUUGAACCUGUUUCAAAUGAUGCGACACAACCAAUAUAAGCCAGUUCAGAGAGCAAACAGGUUGUUGAAGGUGGGAAGGAGAAAGUCUGAGAAUGGAUACUGUAGUACAGUGCAUUGUAGGCUGUAUACUCUACAAUGGAUGAAUUGUAUGGUCCUGAACAUUUAGCUUUCCAUUUAUUAACAGUACUGACUGAUCAAUAGAUUUUGACUGGUUGCAGGUUCAUAUCAACAAAGAACGAGAAUUACAGUAUCACAGAGACAAAGGACAAGUUUGUGAGGUGCAGGGUACAGUACUGUAAAAAUAGGGGUACAAGGAGGAGGAAGAACAAAAAACAAAAUUGCAAAGAGCAAAGCAGAGUUGUAAUUUCUGAUCCAUUUUGAGCAAUUUUGAGCUACUAUGAUAGAACAUGUUUUCGUUCAUCAAAAGACAAUGACAGAACAAUAUGUACUUCUCCCUGAGAAUUGUAUGUUUUGAACAAUGUGUUUUCUAUUGCUUGAGUGUAUAUCACUCUCAAUCAUUUUGAUCACUUUGUUUAUGAUUUGAGAGCAGUGUUUGAUUUUGAACACAGGUAAAACUGUUUUGAGGUGAAUGUUUCAUUUUGCGAGAGGAGUCAGAGGUUAUGUAAAUAGUGCUUGAAGAUGAGGUUUUGUGUUUAAUGUUUUCAGGAAAUGGAGCAAGGUUUCAGAAGUUGUGUUUUAGCAAUUGAGAAAAACUGUAAGUGUCAAAACACUUAUCUGUCAUGGAAACAUUUUUUAUUACUCUGAAGUGUAUUAUCAGUAUAUUAUGUUCUGUUCCCCUCUGUUUAAACUGUAUUUUUCCCCACUAUUUUUCUACAGUAUAUAUAUAUAUAUAUAUAUAUAUAUAUAUGCUGAUUCUGUUGUUGUUGUUCUUUUUCCCCAUUGAGUUCUGUAUUAAAGUCCUCCAGCAGUGUGUGGCCUUCCUGGGCAGCUGUGUUGGCUCAGGGGACCAGUGUUGAGUUACUUUUGCCCUCACUAACAGGGCUGAUCAACCGCGCUCCUGAGACCCAAUGACCAGACCAUAGCCUGACCUUAACCUGACCAGGUCGUGACCGCUCGUAGGUCAUCUUACACGAGUCGCCAGAGGAGGCUCAUACUGGCCAGCAUAAAAGUAGUUAUGAUAACAAAACAGAAACUCUUUGACUGUAGCUAACAUCCGCUGCUUUCUUUAUCUCGAACCAGAUUAUUUUAAAAUUCCUUGGCUUCUGAGUGAAACAGGAGACACAGAUAAACAUAAACAUGUUUUCUCUCAAACUCACUGUUGCUCAGCACUCCAUCUUAAUCAAGCCAGCUAUGCACUCUCCCUGCACUUAGAAAAAGGGCACACUUCUAUGUUGUUUCUCAAUCAAGACAAAAAUAUCCUCUUUCCGUUGUCAGUUUUUUAAUAAUUUGACAUCCACAUUAAUGCACUGUCAUUGUGAAAACAACAGACAAAAAGCUUGCUAUAAUGUCAAAAUGUACUACAGCUAGCUUUAAAACAUCAAGCCUUCUCUCCGAGUGGCUGACUGCAUGGUGAUGGUGUUUUAUCACAUUGGGGGAAUAUUGUUGUUGAGAUCCUCUUCUUUCUUUAACUAUUCGCUUGGCCCCAGUGUUGUGUAAAUCAGCUUGACUCUCUCACACUAUUACUCAUAUAGAAAAACGCUAUAUCUCACGAGUGCCAGUGGUUAAUCUCUGUCCCAGAUUUCUGCUCCAAGGCCCAGCUCCACAGCCUUUGAAGAGAGGUGACUGUUUUUUGUAACUUUAGUGCAGUCCACUUAUAAUCGUCACAACAGAGGCUGUAUGAAAACCAUCCACUUAGAAAUAGUACAUUCCUUUACACAAAUGUGGGGCUUUCUAAGAGGAUAGGGUUGAAUGGGAAAGAAUAUGGAUGACAUCAGUAUAGUGUACUGUCGUAGGACAACUUUACAGUACAUUAAACACUGCUUUCAAAGCC